AUAAACUACUCCACUUGACCCGGAUCCGAUAACCGCCGAUGGAGCUCCGACCCGAUAAAAAGGAAUCCGAAUCCGAAACCGAGUCAUUCUCUAUAUCGAAGCUUCGCGUAGCCAGAGAAGCCAUCGUUUCCCUCCUCUCUGCCGCCGUGACCGACGAGCGCGCACUCACAGCCCUCGAUCUCCGCCUCUCCGUCCCUCUCUCCGCCGUCUCCGCCGCAUCCACCACCGUCACCGGCCCUCUCUCCUCUCAACUCCUCUCCUCCCGUGCCCUUUGCCACCGCAUCGAUCGUUCCCUAACUCCCUCUCUCUCCCUCCUCCGAUCCCUCUCCCUCUCCCACCGCCUCCAUGAAACCCUACUAUCCCACUCCCCUGACGCCCCUCUCUCCCCCGAUCGCCUCAUCAAGUUCAUCGACCGCGUGGAUCGUCUCCAAUCGGCGAUCGCCGACGUCGCAGCUGGGGUUGAGCCCGCGAUCGGACGGCUCCAGGAGACCGUCGAGUUCCUAAGCCGCACGAAGGCGACAGAUCAGCUCCGGAUCCGGCGUCUCGGCGAGACAUUGAACGCGAUCAGGGCGCUCUAUGAGGCGGAGGUGGACGCGAUGCAGUACGAGGGGAUGCUGGAUGACGCACUGGUGAAGUUACAAGACGAGUUCGAACGCAUUCUAGCCAAGAUCCGUCAUCGCGGCGUCGGAGACGAGGUCGACGAUGGUGAUCUCGGAGAAGACACGAAGCCGAUCUUAGGCUCCGAUGUCGAGGUCGAUGCUCUCCGCCGCAUCGUCCAAACCCUCGCCGCCAACGAUUGCCUCGAUAUCUCCAUUGAUAUCUACGUCAAGGUACGUUACCGUUGUGCAGCAAAGGCAUUGAUGAGGCUGAACCCGGAGUAUCUAAAGACAUUCUCGCCGGAGGAGAUUGACGGCAUGGAAUGGGAAACCUUAGAAUCCGCCAUCACCCUCUGGAUCCAGCACUUCAACCUCGCUCUCAACUCUGUCUUUGUUGCCGAGAAACAGCUCUGCUCCCGCGUCCUCUCAUCUCUCAUGGACUCCCAGCUCUGGCCCGAGUGCUUCGCCAAGAUCGCUGACAAGAUCAUGGCGGUCUUCUUCCGCUUCGGCGAGGGCGUUGCACGAUCCUCUCGCGAGCCCCAGAAGCUCUUCAAACUCCUUGAUAUGUUCGAUGCUCUAGAUCGCAUCCGCCACCACUUUAUGACUGUUUUUGAUGGUGAUUCCGGCGCCGACAUCUGCGUCCGAUUCCGUGAGCUUCUCAAGCUUGUUGUUCAUGCUUCGUCCAAGGUUUUCUGGGAGUUUGGCCUCCAAAUCGAAGGUCUUCAAGAUGGAGUUCCCCCGCCACCUGAUGGAUCAGUGCCUAAGAUUGUUAGAUAUGCUGUUAACUACUUGAAAUUUCUCUCCAGUGAGAGCUAUAGCGCUGCCAUGGGCCGUGUGCUGCGCACCGAGCAAGUUUGGAAAGCCGGCGUGUUAUCUAGGCCGGAUCCCGAAGAUAGUGUUCUUAGAGACGCAGUGUCCAACAUCUUAGAUGCACUCCAACGUAAUGUUGAAGCCAAGCGAGCCAGAUAUAAAGACAAAGUGCUACCACACAUAUUUGCUAUGAAUUCCUACUGGUACAUCUACAUGAGAACAAAGGGCUCCGAGUUAGGGAAGCUGGUGGGGGAGGAGAGCAUCAAGAGGAAGUACAAGACAGCUGCCGAGGAAGCUGCCUAUUCUUACCAAGCCCAAGCAUGGGGGAGGGUAGUAGACUUAUUGGACUCUGAUGAGGAUGCUUUAACCAAGUCAAAUGAAUUACAAGGGAAGGAAGCAGCUGGAGUUCUUGCUAGAGUCAAGAUUGAAUCUUUUAUGAAAAGUUUUGAAGAGAAUCUAAGAAAACACAAGACUAGUUACUGCAUUCCUGAUCCUGACUUGAAGGAACAAAUCAAAGGAGCAGUGGCCAAGCUAGUGGUGCCUUCUUAUGCUUCAUUCUUGCAGGCUAAUGCUUCUGUGCUUCAAGGGAGGUCUCUUGUGCCUCCUGACACUCUUAAAGGGCUCUUGAGGAAACUCUUUGAUGGAAUGAUUGGUGGUAAUAUGAGUGGAGAACUUGUGAGAAGACCAACCCCUUCUGAAGGUGAAGUGUCAAGGAGGAGAAGAUUUAAAGAUCUUGCAGGGAGUGAUAAUGGCCGUUUAGCUUGAAAGCUAGCUUCUCUUAAUUGGUUCUCAUAUAUGGUCAUGUACAUAUACAUGAGCUCUCUCAGGUUAGGCAUGCAGUUAAUUAUAUUACAUAUAUAUUGUUUUCUAGAUGUGAUGAAAAUGCAUGCAAUGCUUUCGCUCAUAUGUAUUUAUAUAUAUACUUGAAUAAAGAAAAUAUAGAGGAGGAAUGGUGAUAUAUAAUGCUUUGUAAUUGUUGUAUUAUUAAUACUGUAUUUUUUGAAGGUUAUUGUUGCAUGUAUUUUGAACUAGAUAUCUGGUUUUCAAAGUUGAUGAGGUGUGUAUGUUCAUCAUGUACUCAAUGCUUGCUGUUU
This is a messenger RNA of Dioscorea cayenensis subsp. rotundata (Guinea yam), 2500 nucleotides long. RefSeq names its product exocyst complex component EXO70I-like. The record is from RefSeq and is a predicted model, not a curated record. Bases 39 to 2171 code for a protein of 710 amino acids. NCBI's taxonomy places the organism in Eukaryota, Viridiplantae, Streptophyta, Magnoliopsida, Dioscoreales, Dioscoreaceae. Gene Ontology annotation, cellular component: exocyst. The transcript has 3 exons. Gene Ontology annotation, biological process: exocytosis. Gene Ontology annotation, molecular function: phosphatidylinositol-4,5-bisphosphate binding.